Messenger RNA from Phragmites australis (common reed), 768 nucleotides. RefSeq lists its product as uncharacterized. Lineage: Eukaryota; Viridiplantae; Streptophyta; Magnoliopsida; Poales; Poaceae. The transcript has a single exon. Bases 90 to 521 code for a protein of 143 amino acids. The record is from RefSeq and is a predicted model, not a curated record.
AGAGAGAGAUACAAAAGGACUAAGGAGUAGUAGGCAUACAUCGCACCACACAUAUACACCUUAAAGAUUUGGAACUUUGCAAGAAGCAUAUGGAUGACUUCACUUUCCCCACUCUCCAUGCAGGAGGGCAGUGCAAGCAGCUUCCAUUAGCAUUCCCUCACCAGCUCGGCCUCGGCUCCCCUCCGCCGUGGUUCGCUGCUGUUGUCGCCAGCAGCAGCGAUGGCGAGGAGCAGGACAAGAUGGACAUGCUGUGGGAGGACUUCAACGAGGAGCUCGCGAGCGCGCCGCCGCUGUGCCCGCUGAGCCCUCUGAUCAACAAGGGAGAGCCCAUGAUGAAGGAGGCGUGGCUCGACGACGUGAUCGGCGACAUCGUCGAUCCGGAGAAGCACGGCGGGCGCCUGCGCUUGCACGAUGGCAGGGUGGUCCGGCGCCGGAGAUGGAGCCUGCUGCUGAUGCUCAGGCUGCUCAAGAAGCUGUUCCUGGUCAAGAAAUCCAGGAACCCAAGAACUGCACCGAUCUAAUCCUGAUCAAUGGGCAUGGGCUACGUCCAAAAGAUCAGUGGCUGAUGAGUAAUAUAUACAAGUAUUUUGAUUGAUCGAUAGUGUGCUCGCGCGUGUGUAUAUUGAUGUAUACAAGCUUACUUGAUGUUUUUCUCACAAGGCAAAUAACCCAGUGUGUUCUUUUCUUUUUUUGCUGAAGAGUAUGUUCUUGUCAUCAAUAUAAUCCUAGCUACCUGUUCUUAAUUGAAUUCUGAUAAAUUAUAUUUUA